CAAUUUGAAACAAAGCUGACAACACUGUUCUGUCAAAAUUUAUAUAUUGGAUUGUUAACAUUUUUAUUUAUUGAUUUGGUUAGAAAUAUUUGUUACUUAAAAUUAAAGUAUAUUUAUAAUCCAAAGAAUGUGAUGGUUAAAUAUAAUUAAAACUGCAAACGCCAUGUCUGCUAAUGGUAACGGCGGUAAUUAUGCACCGCUGAAGCAAGUUUUAUCGGACUCUGAUUCGGAUGACGAUCACAAGUUGGAAAAUAAUGUUCACAUUAGAACAACAGAUAGUUGUAAUAAUCUAGACUUUAACAGUGGUUUACAGUCUUCAAAGAACUACAGCAUGAGUGAUAUGGACGAGUUUAACACAAACGUCAACACUGUUGAAAGCACAAUGGAUAACGUAAGUUUCUUACAAUCGGACGCAUCCAAUAAAAUGUCGUUCCCACGUUGUUGUGCCUUCAUCACCUCGAUACUAGUUUGUAUCUUUACUGUCGUCAUAUUUCUGUGGGGCAUUCCUUGCUCUGAAGUAGGUAGUUGCACAAAUAGUGAGUGGCAAGAUAAAACCACCAGUUGGGAAUUGCCGUAUGAUGAAAUAGAGUUAUCCGGCGCCGUUCAAGUUGUAGAAGGUGCUAUACCAAACACAAAGAAUUUGAUAUUUAUAUAUCGUGGCAACCAUAUGAAGCAAAACAGUGGCAAUAAUGAUAAUGUUAAUGGUGUGUUGCUUAUAGUUGGGAACUCUGGUAAAGUUGGUUGGUACACUAGAGAGAGUAGAAUCCCCACAGAAAUAAAAUGUCACCUCCUGGAUGUUAAUCAUGAUAAUCAGAUGGAUUGCUUGGUUUCUGGGUCCGACGGUUUGCUUGCUGCAUUGAAUCCUUUAUCAGGCACUUAUUAUUGGUAUAUUCAUAAGCAUGGAAAAGUUUUCAGUAAUAUAGCUGCAAUAGAUUUCCCUACUCUUGUGAGGGAUAUGGAUAGGGAUAAAGUAAAUGAUCUUUUAACAGUUGCAACAGUUUAUCCUAACACAAAUCACAACUCAUUGUUAAUGAUAUCUGGUGCAACAGGGAAUAUAAUUGGGGAACCAGUAACUAUGGAUGAUUGCUUGUCAGUAAAGUUGCUUUCAGAAUCGGAAACUCUUCAUAUAAACUUGCCUUAUCUGUGCAAGAACAGUACAACGGAAGCUGUGAGAUUGCUGUCACUCCGUACUAUCAACAGAAAGGCAUUUAAAUCGGAGCAAACUGUGAAUCAUACAAUAGCAGCUUCAAUUACAAAGAAAGUUAAUCUCAGUUUAAAAAAAAAUAUUGGUAAUACAAGAGACAUGUACACUAAUGGUCCAGGCAGGCUAAUUGUGGAGAAUUCAGGUGAAUGCCCAUAUUCAUGUAGGGUUACUUUAAAAUUAUUGCUUGAUAGAAAUGGAACUACCAAUGUCAGCUGGCAGUACUCAGCCAACCAUGUGUUCGCCAUGAAACCAAGUACCUUUGCAUUUGCAAAUUCCAUACGUGGAUUUGUUUUGAAAUUAUGACAGUGGAACAGUGCACACCUGGCCAAGGGUGCACUUAAAAUAGACGAAGUCAAAUAUAAUGUACAAAAUCAAAGCCCAAAGAAUUAUGAUAUAUUUUACUAUCGGCCUACUAUAAAUGUUGCAUCUAUAUCCUCAUUUAUUAAGUAUGCAAAUUUCACUGCACAUGAUAUAUCCGAAAGGAUUGUGUUGGUAUCUUUCGAUAACAUGCAGACCCACAAUGUUAAUGUAAGUCAAACUGAUAUACUCCAAAUAUGUGUGCGUGGACCCAUCAACAGUGAUGUGCCACUACCAAUAUGUCAGCCUGAUUUGGCAUAUCAGGAGCAAUCAUUAAUGAUUGCAGAUCUAGAUGGUGAUAAGUCGCAUGAAUUAAUCUCAUAUUACAGUACCUUCAUUGCACCAGAGUCAUACAGUCCAAAAAAUACAAAUCCCGUUGAUAACUGGCGUUUAACAUCAAUAGUCAGAGUUAUUCGGUUAGAAUCUGAGUUGCCAAAAUUAUUUGUUUCUGAUGUGUAAUGUCAAUAAGAGCUUUGUAUUCAUAUUUGUUUUAUAGCGAGUCACAAUUUGCCAAAUGAUCUGCUAUUUUGCUGUAUGGAGUUAGUGAUAACUUUGUCUAGUCACCAUGAUUGGUAUUAUUAUUGUAAUUAAUUAAUAAUGUAUUAUUAUGAUAGGUUUAAAGAGUUUAGAGUAUUUACAAUAGAAAACAUGGGAAGGAUAAUUAGAAGAUAGUUUUUUUUUUUAACUAAGGCACAAAAUAUCUUACAAUAUGAUUUUACAAAUAAGAAGUCAUAUUUGAAAAAAAUAUUUCAUAUGUAAAACUUAAUAUACUUUUUAGGGUUCCAAAGCAAAAAUAGAGCCUUUAUAUUUUCUGUGUUUAUAUGUCAAAACUAUUUUCUAAAUAUAAUUAUCAUUAUAUCUUUCAUAGUGAAAGAUUCUAUAAUAAGUAACAUCAGAUUCAUAAAUAAUAAUUUAUACAUUUGGUGUUCCUUAAUUAAAGUUUUAUAGAUACUUUCAUUAAAUUUUACAUUAUUAAAAUUUUAAUAUAUUUAUAUGGAUCCUUUUAAGAAAAUGGUAACAAUUAUUUCUAUUAUAGUGUGAUAUCUAAUGUAAAUGCUCUAACAAUUUUACCCAGUGCAUUGUGGAACAAGGUGAUUGUUCAUUAAGUGUAUGAACAAAUUUGUGUAUAUAGACCCUUGUUUCACCUGGAGUGUUCCAUUUGAAAGUGUUUUCGUUAUAGUGUAAAUGUUAUUUAUAAUGUAUUUCAAUUUAAAUAUAUAUUGGAGUCUGAUUAUUUAUAUCAAUACAGAAUUACAGUUGA
Messenger RNA from Galleria mellonella (greater wax moth), 2822 nucleotides. RefSeq lists its product as uncharacterized. The transcript has a single exon. The record is from RefSeq and is a predicted model, not a curated record. Lineage: Eukaryota; Metazoa; Arthropoda; Insecta; Lepidoptera; Pyralidae.